AUGAAAAAUCUCUAGCACGGUGACUAGAUUUCUAUAGUGUCCUCACCUAUAUUGCGUAUCAGCCUUUAUGUACAAAACAUGUAAGACAAAGCAGGACGCCGCUUUCAAAGUUAUGCUUUAAGUUGCUCAGUGGAAAUCAAUUGUUUUCCGUUGGCGCGAAUUAUUGAGAAAUAUCCAAAAAUUACACGAUAUUUAAAACUGACGACCCAAAAACCCGCAGUCAAAAUAAGCAAUUCAAAGGACGCGAGUAUGCCCCCGAAAUGUAAAUUUCAAGAAGGAGAAAAAGUUCUAUGCUUUCAUGGUCCAUUAAUUUAUGAAGCAAAAUGUCUAAAAUCCUCCAUUACCAAAGAAAAACAGAUCAAGUAUUUAAUUCAUUACGCCGGAUGGAAUAAGAAUUGGGACGAGUGGGUUCCGGAAAGUAGAGUUCUUAAGUACAAUGAAGCAAAUGUACAAAGGCAAAAAGAGGUUCAAAGGGCACACUCAAACCAACAGUCUACACAAAAAAAUAAGAAAGGCAAUACCUCCUCUAAAACUCAAGGUCGCAGGAGCGAGGGUGGACGUGAAAAAGAUACAGAUAGUAGAGCCAGCACCCCUGUAGCCACGGUUGAAAAAAGUAUUAAUCGAUUUAGCAAAACUACCGGUAGUACUAUCAUGCCAUCGUCGUCCCAUGAUUCUACUCCGGAUGCUCCACGUAAAAAACGCAGUCGGUUGGAACCAUCCGGUGAAACUGAAGAGUACCUCACUAAGGUUGAGGUUAAAAUUAAAAUACCGGAAGAAUUGAAAUUUGUACUUAUAGACGAAUCAGAAGUUAUAUUAAAACAUCAUAAAUUACCUGCUUUACCUGUAAAGAAUACAGUCGACAAAAUUCUGGAUGACUAUGUAGAAUCAAAAUCAUUAGGAAAGAAUGAUUCUGUUAGGGAAAGUGUAUUAGAAAUAACUAAAGGUAUUCGUGAAUACUUCAAUAUAUCCUUAGGUUUGCAAUUAUUAUAUAAAUGGGAACGCCCACAAUUUAUUCAAAUUAUGAAUGAUAACCCUGAAACACUGCCCAGCCAGUUAUAUGGUGCAUUCCAUUUAUUAAGGCUAUUUGUGAGACUCGGCGGAAUGUUGUCGUAUACUACAUUAGACGAAAGAAGCAUACAAUUGUUACUAUCACAUUUUCACGAUUUUUUACAAUAUUUACAGAAAAAUAACAUUGAACUUUUCAAUCUUCAGCAAGAUUAUGCAGAUUCGCCACCCGAUUAUCACAGAAAAUAUGCCUAAGUUAGUAUGAACUAAUGGAUAUUUUUAAUUAAUUGAAGCAAUAUAUUACCACGUUUUUGUCUGGAGUAUCUCGU
This is a messenger RNA of Colletes gigas, 1334 nucleotides long. It is a transcript of the gene MRG15, whose product is annotated as mortality factor 4-like protein 1. Gene Ontology annotation, biological process: chromatin organization; regulation of DNA-templated transcription. NCBI's taxonomy places the organism in Eukaryota, Metazoa, Arthropoda, Insecta, Hymenoptera, Colletidae. The record is from RefSeq and is a predicted model, not a curated record. The coding region runs from base 250 to 1260 and encodes 336 amino acids. Gene Ontology annotation, cellular component: nucleus; NuA4 histone acetyltransferase complex. The transcript has 6 exons.